AUUUUUUUCAGGCAACCAGGGCACUGUGGGAAAUCAUCCGGGUGCCCUUGUCCCCACAGGCAUCUUUUGCGGUCCCCUGCCUCUUUGUGGCUCUGCUUGUCCAAGUCUUCUGCAGCACAGAGCAGAUGCCAAGUAAGAUCAAUUUCUUCUGGAGGAGAUGCCGGCAGAGGCACCACCAUCCUGCCAACCCCAACAGGUUUGCAGUACUGACGGUGAAAGCGCUGCUGUGUCGCCUCCAGCUUGAGGAUGUGGUGCUGGCAGUUGAACGUAAGAAAGGCUGGGACACCCUGCUCAGCACUGACACCCACUGCUAUGCAGUGGGUCUGCUGGCCAGAGAGAUGCACCGUGUCUCCAGGCCCAUGCGCGAAGGGAUCGCACGCUACCUGCUCACACUGUUCACCAGGGAGGAGUCACGCUGGAGGGUCCCUGCCAUGGCAUUCCUUGUUGAGAUAUUGAACUGCCUUAAAACAGAGAAGCUGGUUGACACCAUCCUGCAGCUCAUGACAAGUCACCUGCAAAGUGACUGCAAAGAAAUGCAUCACCUGGUGCUCAGAGGCCUCCUCAUGUUCUGCAAAAAUCCCUUGAAGGCCAAAAGGUUGCAGAGCCUUACUAAAAACCUCAUGGAACUACUGAAGGAUGUAGAUGGGGAACUGAUUGAGUUGACCCUCCCGGUGCUCAGCAAGGUGCUCCUGGACAGAGAUGUUCCAAUCGCUACCCCCAUUGCUCUGCAGCUGGGUGAGGCACUGCUGCCACUAUUUGACAAUGACGCUAGUCGAGUGCGACUGCUCUCCAUUCACCUCUUUGGAGACAUGAUAGUCCAUGUAGAGAAAGAGGGAAAAAGGCACCUGAAGACAUGCGUGCACCAAAGUCUGCUCCCACUCUUCUACCACCUGCAUGAUGAGAACCAGUGUGUGGCAGAGGCCUCUCUGGAAACUCUGCUAAAAGCAACCAAGUUCCUGAAGAAGAGGAGGUUCAUGCAGCUGUUGGAGAGGGAGCAGCCAUGGAGAGUCAGUGAGUGCCUACUGUCAGAGGGCAGGAGGACAACAGACGAGUACCGGCGUCAGUCCCUGACAUACUUGGAGAGCUCGCAGGAGUCCAUGAGAGAGACAGCUAUCAGGUUCGUAGGGCUCGCUGGACAGCACAUGAGGGGACAACAGGAAGAGUUCCAGAACAUCUGUGAUGCCCUUGCAGGAAUGACAAAUGACAUCAGCCCCUCCAUCUCAACCCUGGCAGAUCAAACACUGCGCAUCCUAAGAACUGCACCAAGACAUCGAUUGCCCUUCAGAUUCCAGCUGCUACAAGACAAGCUCCAGAGGAUAUGGAGGAGAUAGCCUUCUUUCUGGGUCAGCAGCUUCUUGUGCUUCCCAAGCUCUAAUCAGAGCUGAUCCCGAGCACUUUAUCUGCUAGGGCCAUCUAAGCCUUCUCAGAAGGCCAAGAGUUUCCUGGGCUCUCCUGAACCACAGGAUAGCUUUCUUCCACCCUGUCACAGGAAUAUAAAAACCAUGUUAUCAUA
Messenger RNA from Empidonax traillii (willow flycatcher), 1513 nucleotides. Its product is annotated as maestro heat-like repeat family member 5. Gene Ontology annotation, cellular component: cytoplasm. The record is from RefSeq and is a predicted model, not a curated record. The transcript has 10 exons. Lineage: Eukaryota; Metazoa; Chordata; Aves; Passeriformes; Tyrannidae. The coding region runs from base 126 to 1331 and encodes 401 amino acids.